This is a messenger RNA of Rhinolophus ferrumequinum (greater horseshoe bat), 7021 nucleotides long. RefSeq names its product aldehyde oxidase 4-like. NCBI's taxonomy places the organism in Eukaryota, Metazoa, Chordata, Mammalia, Chiroptera, Rhinolophidae. The record is from RefSeq and is a predicted model, not a curated record. Gene Ontology annotation, molecular function: FAD binding; iron ion binding; oxidoreductase activity. The transcript has 38 exons. The coding region runs from base 2842 to 6837 and encodes 1331 amino acids.
AUGGUGGAAAGUAGGUGUUAGGUUUAAGUGACCGCUGUGUGAGUGGUGCUUUGCUGUAUGUCUAUGAAAAACCUAUAUUAAUCUGUGUCUGUAGUUUUCUGGAAGUUGGGGAGAGAAUACGCAAGAGAAAACCUACUUGUAAAAGGUAUUACGAUUGCUAGAUGAAAAAGCAUUUGAUUAGGUUGAUGUUUUCAGACAUUUUAUAAUUGCACUUGUUUUCAUUUAAGUGUUAGGCAUUAACAACUCUUCAUUACAGUUUUUUUCAUCGCUCCCUCCCCAUUUCCUUCCUCUUCUCCACCUCCUUAAAUCACCAUCACCACCCCCACACACAAACACACACAAAUUACGAGUGUAAAAUCUUCAGAUCAUUUGCAAAUAAUUAUAAAAUUUUGACCAGCAAGAACAGAAGAGAAAUCAUACCAGAAAGUUAGGAAUAAACUUCACAGUUAGUUUACAUUUUAAUACGUUGCUCCUUUUAGCAGAGAUUCUUAAACCACUUAAGCGAAGGGGCAAAAUAAUUUUCUGGUCCCAGUUUUGUUUUGAGUUCUUGAGAUUUCUCUAACACGUAAUCCACGAAUGGAAUGUGCUCUUUGCUUUUCACGGUCCUUGACAGGGCGCCUCAAGGGCAACCCCGUAUCAGUGUUUCAGCACCACUGGCAAAGAGGAAGAGUUAGUCAAGGCUGAAACUGAGCCUGUGUCUCCACAUGGGGCUGUGCAAAGAAAUGAAGGCUCGCACACUGUGUAAUGUGCUCAAGAUGACUGAGCUAGCAGACAAUAGAAGGACUUGCCUUUCAUCUGUCUGCUCACAAAGCUGUGUUCUUUCCUCCACACCAUGUUUCCUCUCCUGAGGAGAUGGCAAGUCUUCCAGAAUCCUUUCACUAACAGGAAGUGGCAGUGGGUUGUGCCAACGUUUUCCUGUGGGUGCUAAAAUAAUGCUAUUUGUCUACUGCUGCCAAGGUCUUAACUUUACAAAUAUGAAUAACUUUACAAAUAUGAGUAAAGAAAAAAGGAUAUGUUUUGCAGGCAGCAGUGAGAAUCAAAACCCUUUUAUUCAACUGUGUGAACUCAAGAAUUUGUAAAGUUUAUAGCUAGUCCAUGUUUCACCACUUUUUAUUAUUUAUCCACAACCAGUGUUGUGUUAGAAUGCAAAUCCUUGUGGAUUAUCCUCCAAAACAAAGCCAAAUAUUUGUCCUGCCAAAAUAAAACCAAAAACAAUACAGUGUUACAUAAUUUUAUAAUUGCAAGGAGUGAUGUUUGAUAAACUCAGGGAAACAAGAUCAACAAAUAUAUCCUAAAUGACUUAAUAUUCAGAAAUAAUGGACUACAGAAAAACCACCAUAACCUAUAUGGUCAUUUCCUCUGCACAGGCCAAUAAGAGGAAUUCAGACCCUGAAGUAAAUUUCUUGUUCUACCUAAGGGAAAAAAAAAAACAAAAAACAUAUCCUUUUGUCUGUUUGGGAAAGCAACACAAAUAAGAAACUAGAAACUUUGCAAUCUCUGUCGCAUUUGUAGAACUUCUUAUUCUAUCACACUUCAUUACAAACAUUUUGAUUUGUGUCCUGUGCACAGACAUGGAAAAGGGGGCAAUUCAUAACUAUAUUGGUUCCUAUAAUAAAAUGAGAAAAACAAGGCUACGUAGUCUAUGUUUUAUCUGUGUAAAUAGGAACGCCACUAAUUCUAACCAGAAAAAAUACCUUUGUGACUUGGAUAUUUGAAAUUGGCAUGCUAUGUAAUUGUUUUUAAUCAAGACUAUAUACGUUGACUAUCCGCAAACUAAGUUACCCACCCUUUGGGGGCAAGGAUUAUGUAUCAGUCUAAAACUACCUCCCACACCAUAAGGAACUGGAACGCCAUGGAGAUUGCUGGGGGUGAAGGAACAUCACCAGCCUAUUUGUCCUUUUGCCCCCACAAAGCCCUUCACACCAUCAGAGGCACACAGCUGGGCACAUUAGUCUCAGGUAUUUGUGUGGGAUUUUUUUAACUCAUGUACUGAAGAUUCAUUAGUAAAAAUGUCCCAACGUGAAUGAAACACCAGAUAACCCUCCAACGUCAGAACAGGAAAUGAGAAGUAUAAAUGCUGGAACUCUCUUGAUGGACACAAGAUUUUACAAUAAAUCCUUACUCUUCAAAUUUGUUUUCUUUUCCCUCAAGUAGAAACAGAAUGAGGGUGAGAACAAAAUCAAAGCAGAUAAUCUCAGUGUCUGUGGUCUUGGUUGAAUCUAAGCCAUGCCCUUGAAGUCAAGCCCUGGGAUGACUGUAAAGACGCCUUCUCCCAGCUACCUCAAUGCAGUCUCUUUCCCCAAAGCUUCCGUUGGCAUCUCCAGUGUGAACAAAUCAGAGCACUUCCAGUUGGUACGUGAUAGGACUGUACCUACCUUCAGCUGUGCCAAUCAGAAGCCUCUUUGUCAUCUGAGUGCUGCCUACGCCUCAGCUUUCAGGCUGGAUCCUCUGUGUUCUGUGCUUUUAGGAAAGGAAUGCUAAAGGCCAAGAAACCCGGUGCAGGUUCUGUACCCCAGGUGUGGUGAGGGACAUCUACACUCUCCUAAGGAGGCUCCUGGAGCCCCCCACGAAGCAGUCACUGGAAAACUUGGGUGGUUUGUACCAAGUUGUAUAGAAAAGAAGAAUUUCAGCCUUUGGAACCAACCCAGGAACAUAUAUUUCCACCUGAAUGAAUGGGAUGACCCUAGAUGCCGGCCCAGGUGCAGGACAUCCUAGAAGAUAACACCCCAAAGUUCUCUGAAGCGAAGACACGUCAAUCAUCUGAGAGCUGGACAACAGGGGAAGUACACCUUGGAGAACAGGAACAUUUUUACGUGGAAAUUCAAGGCAAAGGAUAAAGAAAUGGACAUAUAUGUGUCACGCCAGGAUGCAGCAUUCACACAGGUCAUAGAGAAGAAUGCUGAUCCUGAACAAAAUCUACUAUUCUACCUGAGGAAAGUCCUCCACCUCACAGGCACUAAGUACAGCUGUGGGGAAGGAGGCUGUGGCUCCUGCACCGUCAUGGUGUCAAGAUACAACCCCAAGAACAAGAAGAUCCGCCAUUAUCCAGUUACUGCGUGCCUGGUGCCCAUCUGCUCUCUGUAUGGAGCUGCUGUCACCACGGUAGAAGGUGUAGGAAGCAUCAAAACCAGGAUUCACCCCGUGCAGGAAAGACUUGCCAAGUGUCAUGGCACGCAGUGUGGCUUCUGCAGCCCAGGGAUGGUGAUGUCUAUCUACACACUGCUGAGGAACCACCCAGAGCCAACCCCUGACCAGAUAACCAAAGCUCUUGGAGGAAAUUUGUGCCGCUGUACUGGAUACCGACUAAUUGUAGAAAGUGGAAAGACUUUCUGUGAGGAAUCAACUGCGUGUCAAAUGAAAGGAUCAGGAAAAUGUUGCAUGGAUCAAGAAGAGAAGUCUUUUGUGAACAGAGAAGAAAAAAUAUGUACGAAACUGUAUAAUGAAGACGAAUUCCAGCCCUUCGAUCCAUCCCAGGAACCUAUAUUUCCUCCUGAACUGAUAAGAAUGGCAGAAGAUCCAAACAAGAGAAGGCUGACGUUCCAAGGGAAGAGGACUACCUGGAUAACCUCUGUGACCCUCAGUGACCUUCUGGAGCUGAAAGUCAAUUUCCCCCAAGCCCCCCUUGUCAUGGGGAACACUGAAGUGGGACCCAGAAUUAAAUUCGAAGAUGAAUUCUACCCAGUUUUCAUAACUCCACUUGGGCUUCCAGAACUAUAUUUUGUGGACAGCACAGAUAAUGGGGUGACCAUAGGUGCAGGCUACAGCCUGGCCCAGCUGAAUGAUGCCUUAGGUUCUAUCGUUUCGGAGCAACCAAAGGAGAAGACUAAGACAUACCGUGCCCUCCUGAAGCAUCUGAGGACACUUGCCGGACCCCAGAUUAGGAAUAUGGCGACUUUAGGAGGACAUGUGGUGAGCAGGCCUAAUUAUUCUGACCUAAAUCCUAUUUUAGCAGCAGGAAAUGCUAUCAUCAACCUCAUAUCUAAAGACGGAGAGCGGCAGAUUGCUUUAGACAGCAAGUUCCUUGAGAGAGCACCUGAAGCCAACCUUAAAUCGGAAGAGAUUGUGUUAUCUGUUUCUAUUCCCCAUUCCACUAAGUGGCACUUUGUGUCAGGAAUGCGGCUGGCCCAAUGUCAGGAGAAUGCCUUUGCCAUUGUCAAUGCCGGGAUGAGUGUGAAGUUUGAAGAUGGCACAGACACGAUCAAAGAUCUUCAAAUGUUCUAUGGAAGUGUUGGCCCCACCGUGGUCUCUGCAAGCCAAACCUGCAAGCAGCUCAUUGGAAGACAAUGGGAUGACCAAAUGCUGAGUGAUGCAUGCCGAUUGGUCCUGGAUGAGAUUUACAUUCCACCAGCAGCUGAGGGUGGCAUGGUAGAAUACAGGCGAACCCUCAUCAUCAGCUUACUCUUCAAAUUCUACCUCAAAGUGAGGCGAGGACUGAAUAAAAUGGAUCCGCAGAAAUUUCCUGAUAUCCCAGAAAAGUUCAUGAGCGCCCUGGAAGAUUUCCCCAUAGAAACACCCCAAGGAAUUCAGAUGUUCCAGUGUGUGGAUCCCCGCCAACCCCCACAAGAUCCUGUCGGCCACCCGGUCAUGCACCAGUCAGCCAUUAAACACGCCACAGGGGAAGCUGUGUAUAUAGACGACAUGCCCCCCAUUGCGCAAGAACUCUUCCUGGCUCCAGUCACCAGCACCAGAGCUCAUGCAAAAAUCAUAUCAAUUGAUGUUUCAGAAGCCCUCGCACUUCCAGGUGUUGUUGAUGUGAUAACAGCAGAAGAUGUUCCGGGAGAUAAUAACCCUCAAGAAGAGAUUCUCUAUGCACAAAAUGAGGUCAUUUGUGUGGGUCAGAUAAUCUGCACUGUAGCUGCUGAUACCCAUGCUCACGCAAAAGAGGCCGCGAAACAAGUGAAGAUCACUUAUGAAGACAUAGAACCGAGGAUUAUCACAAUAGAGCAAGCCCUAGAGCACAAUUCAUUUCUUACUGCUGAGAGAAAAAUUGAGCAAGGAAAUGUAGAGCAAGCCUUUAAACAUGUUGAUCAAAUCAUUGAAGGUGAGGUCCAUGUGGAAGGACAAGAACAUUUUUACAUGGAAACGCAAACUAUCUUGGCUAUCCCAAAAGAAGAAGAUAAAGAAAUGGUGUUACACCUUGGAAUGCAGUAUCCAACUCACGUACAGGACUUUGUGGCUACAGCACUAAACGUCCCAAGAAGUAGAAUCGCCUGCCACAUGAGACGAGCUGGAGGAGCAUUUGGGGGGAAAGCAAGCAAGCCCGCAUUGCUAGGUGCUAUCACUGCUGUGGCCGCCAACAAGACUGGCCGCCCAAUCCGGUUUAUUCUAGAGCGUGGUGAUGACAUGCUGAUAACUGCUGGCCGUCACCCACUCCUCGGAAAAUACAAAAUUGGAUUCAUGAACAAUGGUGUGAUCAAAUCUGCUGAUGUUGAAUAUUAUGUCAAUGGUGGAUGCACUCCUGAUGAAUCUGAGUUGGUGGUGGAUAUCAUUGUGCUGAAAUCUGAAAAUACAUACUAUAUUCCUAAUUUCCGGUGCAGGGGUAGGGCUUGCAAAACAAAUUUGCCAUCCAACACUGCCUUUCGAGGAUUUGGCUUCCCCCAGAGUACAGUGGUAGUUGAAGCUUAUAUAACUGCUGUGGCGUCUCAAUGCAACUUAUCACCUGAAGAGAUUAGAGAAAUAAACAUGUAUAAGAGAAUUAGUAAAACAGCCUAUAAGGACAUGUUUAACCCAGAGCCUUUGCGAAGAUGCUGGAAAGAAUGUCUGGAGAAAUCUUCAUUCUAUGCUAGGAAACAGGCCGCUGAGGAAUUUAACAAAAAGAAUUACUGGAAGAAAAAGGGGCUCUCCGUGAUCCCCAUGAAAUUUACUGUUGGGAUACCCUACACCUACCUUAAUCAGGCUGCCGCUCUAGUCCACAUCUAUCUCGAUGGUUCUGUCUUGGUGAUUCAUGGUGGCUGUGAAUUUGGACAAGGCCUCUACACCAAAAUGGUACAGGUGGCUAGUCGAGAACUGAACAUCCCCUCAUCGUAUAUACACCCGUAUGAAACGAGCACAGUCACAGUCCCCAAUGCUGUCUUCACAGCGGCGUCAAUGGGGACAGACACCAAUGGAAAGGCCGUGCAGAAUGCCUGCCAAAUUCUCAUGGCCCGUCUUCAACCAAUCAUCAGGAAAAACCCUAAGGGAAAAUGGGAGGACUGGAUUGAAAAAGCCUUCCAAGAAUCCAUCAGCCUGUCAACGACUGGAUAUUUCAAAGGCUACCAGACAAAUAUGGACUGGGAGAAGGAGGAAGGUCAUGCUUUUCCGUAUUAUCUUUACGGAGUUUCCUGUUCUGAGGUUGAAGUCGACUGUCUGACCGGGGCUCACAAGCUCCUUAGGACUGACAUCUUCAUAGAUGCUGCUUUCAGCAUAAAUCCAGCAUUGGACAUUGGGCAGGUUGAAGGAGGAUUUAUUCAAGGCAUGGGAUUAUAUACCACAGAAGAACUGAAAUAUUCCCCAGAAGGUGUGCUUUAUUCUCGGGGUACAAAUGACUACAAAAUCCCCGCAGUCGCUGAAAUACCAGAAGAGUUCUAUGUCACUUUUGUGCGUUCCCAAAAUCCCAUAGCCAUCUACUCAUCCAAGGGACUGGGUGAGGCUUCAAUGUUCUUGGGAUCCUCCGUGUUUUUUGCCAUACAAGAUGCAGUGACUGCUGCCCGAAGAGAAAGAGGGUUGACCACGAGCUUCACCCUGAAUAGCCCAGCAACUCCUGAGUUGAUUAGAAUGAAUUGUAUGGAUCAGUUUACGGAGAUGAUACCCAGAGAUGAUCCUUCAACAUUUACACCUUGGUCCAUCCGUGUAUCUUAAUCCUAUAUUUUCCUUAGAAAAUGAAAGAGUUCGUGAUUGACCUUAACAUUUUCAAACUAGAGCAAAAUAUAAGUUGGCUCCCAAUUGUCAAGGGUAAUUUUUGCAUGUUUUAAUUAUUCUCUGUAGUUUAGGUCACUGCAUGAUUAUGUUUUAGGAUGCAAAUUUUCACCAAAAUAUAAAAUAA